Messenger RNA from Euleptes europaea (tarantolino), 3264 nucleotides. Its product is annotated as receptor-type tyrosine-protein phosphatase V-like. Gene Ontology annotation, biological process: angiogenesis; protein dephosphorylation. The record is from RefSeq and is a predicted model, not a curated record. The transcript has 24 exons. Lineage: Eukaryota; Metazoa; Chordata; Lepidosauria; Squamata; Sphaerodactylidae. The coding region runs from base 1 to 3228 and encodes 1075 amino acids. Gene Ontology annotation, molecular function: cadherin binding; protein tyrosine phosphatase activity.
AUGCUCAUGACUUCCAUGUUCUCUUCUGGUGUUAUUGUCGUCUCAGGUCCUCUGCCUCCUCGCGCAGUGACUUUGUCAAACAAAGGGCGCUCUGAUCAGCUGAGCGCUGCCUGGGAACCCCCUGCAGGAGAACAAGAGGGCUAUACACUGACGCUGUAUUACGCUGGAUCAGGCACGGUGGCAGCCAAGACAUCGGUACAGAGGGGGGUCACAAAUUUCACCUUCUUAGGUCUGCUCCCUGGAACGAAAUACUUGCUUGAGGUGUCUUCCUUGGCAGGGCCGUACCAGAUGUCAGCAAAGAAUGUCAGUGACUGGACAUACCCUUUGGUUCCCAGGAAGCUCUCCACAGUGAUUGAAAAGAGCAGGGCCGCGCUCUCUGUGUCCUGGGGAAAACCUCUUAGCAAGCCAAAGCUCUGCCAGCUGCAGCUGUGGCAUCAUGGCAACAGUACCAUGCUACAGAAUCACACCUUGGCCCCAUGGCAAGUCCAGCAUGUUUUCCAGGACUUGGCUCCAGGAAGAAAUUACUCUUUGUCUCUCAGCUGCAUUUCUGGGCCAUAUAAGAGCAGCUCUGAGACAGUGGUAAUACCAAUAGAGCUCACUGAGGUGAAGAACCUGCAAUGUUUCCCUGAUGUCACCAGUUUUUUUCUGAACUGGACCAUCCUUGAAGGUGAUAUUAAGACUUAUGAGCUGACAGUGGAGAGGUUUCCAAGAAGAGUCCUCCAUCAGUCUGUACAUCAUCUGGCUGUUUCCAGGGCUGAAGCAACUCUGGCAGAGCUGACCUCAGACUCUUCAUAUCAAAUCCUCAUUAAUGCUGUCGGCAGGAACGACAUGAGGGGUCCGUCUGUGACAGUGAUCUGCAACACAUCUGAGGAAGUCCUUCCCCCUCCCGUGCUAGCAGACAUUCCAGAAUUUGAUGCCAGCGCCAGAGUCAUCAUCUCUCCCGACAUGUUCAGCGAGGAGAACGGCCGCAUAGAGUAUUAUGGCAUCGUGGUCACCACCAAUGACUCCUUGUUGAGACCUACCCAAGACAUCGUCUCCCGCACAUGGUAUGACCACUAUUACGGGCAAGAAGACUCCUAUUUAGCUGUGUUGGUGCCGAACCCCUUUUGUCUCAAUGAGAGUACCAGUCCCAAGGCCUGGCCAGUGACUGUAGGUUCAGAGGAAUGCAGCCACUUGCGGAGAACUUGCAAUGGAAAGCUGAAGACAGACGCUCAGUACAGGUUCAGUAUUGCGGCAUUCACCAGAUACAGCCAGCGGUCUCCCAAAGUGUCAUUCACAGCCUUUUCAGCAGCAGAUGCCUCAGCAGACUCUGUUAUGCUCUCUGCUCCAGUUAUGGCUGGAAUCAUCAUGGGAUUCCUCCUGACAGUCACAGCAAUUGCUGGGUUGGUCUACAUGAAGCAUUUGAAGACAAGGAGAAAGGAGAAGGGUAACAUGCCACAAGAAAUGGCUACAUACAAUCUGAGAAAUAUCCACCGGCCCAUCCCCAUACAAAGUUUCAGGCAGUAUUAUGAGACGAGAGCAGCAAACUCCAAUCAUGGGUUCUUUCAGGAUUUUGAGGAGCUGAAAGAAGUGGGGAAAGAGCAGCCAAAAACAGAAGCUGAACACCCUGACAACCUCUCCAAGAACCGAUACCCCCACGUCCUGCCUUACGAUUACACCCGUGUAAAGCUGAGCCUACUGGAUGGGGAGCCCCACUCUGACUAUAUCAAUGCCAACUUCAUGCCAGGUUACAACUCUCCACAGGAGUUUAUUGCCACCCAGGGGCCCUUGAAGAAAACAUUGGAUGAUUUCUGGCGGCUGGUCUGGGAGCAAUGCAUCUGCACCAUUGUUAUGUUGACUGUGGGUAUGGAGAAUGGACGAGUGCUUUGUGAAUACUACUGGCCCUCGGAUACUUCACCUGUCUUUUCUGGACAGAUCACCAUCCACUUGCUUGCUCAGAAUUUUGCAGAUGAGUGGACCACACGGGAGUUCAAGCUCCAGCAUGCAGGGCUCAAAGAGGAGAGGAGAGUGACUCAUCUGCACUAUACAGCAUGGCCUGAUCAUGGUAUCCCUGAGUCCGCAACUUCCAUUAUGGCCUUCAUAGAUCUGGUGCGAGCGCAUGUGCAGAAUGCAAAGGACUCUGGGCCUACACUGAUACAUUGCAGUGCGGGAGUGGGCCGCACAGGCACUUUUAUCGCCCUCGACCGGCUCCUGCAGCAGCUAAAGCACGAGAAGAUGGUCGAUAUAUUCAACACCAUGUACAGUAUACGGAUGAGCCGCCACGUGAUGAUUCAGACUCUGGGGCAGUACAUUUUCCUGCACAAUUGCAUCCUAGAGAAGAUCUCUGAAAACCCUCUUAUUGGCCUCUCUGGAGUGGAUCUCUCCCACCCAGUCCCUCUGAAGAGCUUUGUUCAGCAUCAUGCAAGGAACAGUUACAAGGCCAAUGCUGGCUUCCUUAGGGAGUAUGAGAUGCUUUUGGAGGCAGCAAAAGAAGAAGUCACUUCUGCGGCACCACUUCCUGGCAACCACCAGAUCAACUGCUCCAGCAAAAUCCCUUAUGAUCAUGCUAAAGUGAAGUUCUCAGCACUGGAUCGAGAUCCCUUCUCAGACCUCUCACAUGUCUGGUUCAUCCCUGGCUGCAAUUCAGCCAAAGAUUACAUAGCUAUUGAAGGACCUGACAAACUGGCCCUGGAGGAGUUCUGGGGGCUGGUCUGGGAACAUGGAGUCCAUACCAUCAUCAGUCUAACAUCUGGGCAGAAGAGCAGCCCGGCUCCAGACAACAUCUGCUGGCCUUCUGAGGGUGAACCUGUCUCCACAGAGAUGCUGACCAUCCAACAAGGCCCCGAGAAGACGGUUUCAGGGUGGCCGUGCAUUCAGCUCCGACUGAAAUAUGAGAAGAAGGCCAAGGAGAGGGUGCUGCAACGCUUCCUUUUCCCUUUGUGGGAAGCAGAGGAGCAGCCAGCCCCCAAGGUUCUGGUGGGCUUCCUCACUAUCAUCAGGCAGCUGGUGCCACAUCGGAAGAGGAGCAGUCCCUUGGUCCUUCAUUGCAGUUCGGGAGGUGUGGGUCAGAUGGGCACGCUGAUUGCCUUGGACACCUUGCUGCAGCAGCUGAAAGGAGAGAAAAGCGUGGAUGUGUAUGGGGUUGUCUUGAGGCUGGUGAGGAGCUGCUGCCUGAUGACGCAGACACUGGAUAGGUACAUGUAUCUGUAUGAGUGCAUUCGUGACAUCAUCACCCAGAAACAAGUCUAGGGCCAUAACAGGAUUUUGCCUCCACUCUCUGUGAGA